Molecule: messenger RNA, 1722 nt
Organism: Pocillopora verrucosa
Lineage: Eukaryota; Metazoa; Cnidaria; Anthozoa; Scleractinia; Pocilloporidae
Source: RefSeq, a predicted model, not a curated record
CAGUCUGGUUCAUUGGUAUCAUAUCUGAUGCAGCUGUUGUUAGCCUUGUGAUGAUUUUUAUAGUUUGGGCUAUGAAACAGGAAAGAUUGAUGCAAGAAAAUUCCUUAGAUGUGCCGUCACAGUGGCUACAACAAGUCGCCGAUAACCGUUCAUUCCUCAAGGUGUUCUUAUCGAUGGCGAAAGUAAGCAUAGCGCAUGCGACGCGUGUUAAAAGAAUAUUUUCGGUGUUCAUCUCACCCACGUGUCUUCUGCUUGCUUUGAUGAGGAUUGCAAGUGUUGUUCAGUUCGUGACUUUGACUCCGACUUUCUUUUACCAGAAAGAGGAUGAUGAAUACAGUACAUUACAGGAAGUGGAUCUCCAGCCCCACAGAAAAGGUCUCAGACCUCUUUACCUUCGCCUGAUCAUUAUUUUUGUGUACACACAAGUUGUCGUUCGCACCAUCGCCUCUACAACAACAAACCGUCAGUACCUUAGCCAAGUUACUUCUUUUACUGACAUGUUACCUGGCAACAGAGUGUGGCGGAUCAUGCAACUGCUAUUAGUCACAACAACCUACAUUUAUCAGAUGUUCAAGGAUGAAUACCAAUGAAAAAAACUCAAGGGAAGGUUACUUCACUUUAAGACACCAAACAUUUAAGAUGUAUAUCUUCUUAAUGAGAACGAAAAGAUAGGUAUUAAAUGACAAGGGAAAGUAAAUGACGGCGCACAAAUCCGUGGGGCCCUGGAUUGACGCAAGGCAUCAUGUGAUAACUGGUAACGUGGCGUAAUGAAGUCAUUCAGUGCGUUGGUAUUGAUUAUAGGUGAUAACCAUCAUGAGCACGAUCCUAACAAGGAUGUAGUUUGACUUUACUUUUUAAGGCGGACCCACCAACAAUAUUAGAACGCAACAUCGCACUGUUAUGUUGCAGUUUUGCCCCAAUAAGAAAGGGACAUUUAAACCGUGUUACAGGAAAGAAUUUGAUGUGGAAAUGAGAAUAGAUAUGUUGCAAUAUGUUUCUGUUGAUGGUUUAGUCUUUACAUCUAGAUUAAAUACUGAGGAAAAGAAGUAUGUGUUGAUAGAAUUCCGAAACAAGCGACGUUUACGGGUUCGGUGAUUGAACAGGAAGUGAAACCCAUGUGUGGACUAUAGAUAGUGUUUUUGUGUCAGGGUAAUACGGUUCAGGUUGGAUAAAUACCUAGAUCAGCUCACUCCGUAUUUGCGAUUGACUUAGGUGCCACAAGCAGGAGCAGAAGAGAUGUAGUUGCGGGUAUAAGCCGCUAUCUUGGUAUCAUUUAUUCCUUACAGGUCAUGUUCCAUGUAAACCAACUUGACAAAAUGAAACUGGCACAGAAUCAUUUUAAAGUUUCUAAAACUGGUUACAAUAAGAAGGAUUAACAUAUCAAGUCAAGUGAAAUCGAUCAGGCUCCUAAACCGCAAUCGGUUGGUUAAGUUGUAAACUUGAACCAAUCGUGAAUUUGGGUAUUAUGGACAUUGCUAUGGAACACUGAAGAAAAUGUCACCACAUUGGCGGGAUCCAACGCUCUCGCAUAAAAAAUCGAGGCUAGUGGCCAGCUAGUCCAAGAUGGCGCCCAAACCUGUAAAUUUUUCAGUAUCCAGAAAAAGCGAUAUGAAAAGUUUGUGUUCUCCUGACGUCGAACGCAAACAAAAUAAACGAAAAGAAAAAGCUCAAACUGCACAGGCGUUCAUACGAUCUCCUAUGUAUCACACUACAGAUACGUAA